UGCACCGAUGCACAGAAUGUCUAUAGACUAUACAGUAUAGUCAGUAUACAUUUCAAUUGUAAUUGCAUUCUGAAGAGGUGUAAUCGAGAAUAAUCAGAAACAGGCAUAAACGUUAGCAAGUAUUUUUGCUAAUUAUUUAAAUUUAUCGUGUGAAAAUUAAAAACAAGUCAUGUCUGUGAGUGCGUUGACGGUGGCCGGUUCUAGGACUUCUGGAACACCCAUCCGUACACAAAAUGUGAUGGCAGCAAAUGCUAUUGCAAAUAUUGUUAAAAGCUCAUUAGGACCAGUUGGUCUGGAUAAAAUGUUGGUCGAUGACAUAGGAGAUGUCACUGUAACCAAUGACGGUGCUACUAUUUUGAAAUUGUUGGAUGUCGAACAUCCAGCUGCUCGAGUUCUUGUUGAAUUGGCUCAGUUACAAGAUGAAGAAGUUGGUGAUGGUACUACAUCAGUUGUUAUAAUAGCUGCGGAAUUACUGAAAAAUGCAGAUGAGUUGGUUAAACAGAAAAUACAUCCAACAUCUAUCAUAAGCGGAUAUCGAUUGGCAUGCAAAGAGUCUUGUAAAUAUAUACAGAACAAUUUAACUGUCAAUGUUGAUGAUUUACGCCGUGAUUGGUUGGAAAAUGCUGCUACUACAUCUAUGUCUAGCAAAUUAAUCAUGGCUGAUUCAGAAUUCUUUUCAAAAAUGGUAGUAGAUGCAUGCAUGCUUGUAAAACGACCAUCUGAUAAACGUGGUGGAGUGUCUGUACCUAUUAAGACCAUUAAUGUACUUAAAGCACAUGGUAAAAGUGCACGAGAAAGUUUACUCAUUCAAGGAUAUGCUUUGAAUUGUACUGUUGCUUCUGAAGCAAUGCCAAAAAAAAUCUUAAAUGCCAAAAUUGCAUGUUUAGAUUUUUCUCUACAAAAAACUAAAAUGAAAUUAGGUGUACAGGUUUUGGUUAAUGAUGUUGAUCAGCUUGAAGCAAUACGUCAACGUGAAUCUGAUAUAACUAAAGAGCGAGUUCAAAAAAUUUUAGCAACUGGAGCUAAUGUUAUAUUAUGUACGGGUGGUAUUGAUGACAUUUGCUUGAAAUAUUUCAUUGAAGCCAAAGCUUUAGCUGUACGUCGUGUUAAGAAGGUUGAUUUGAAAAGAAUUGCAAAGGCUACAGGUGCAGUUUUUUUGACUUCUUUAACAAAUAUGGAAGGAGAAGAGACUUUUGAAAGUUCUAGUCUUGGUGAAGCUGCUGAAGUUGUACAAGACCAAAUAUCUGACGAUGAAUUAAUAAUUGUUAAAGGACCGAAAGCUCAAAGUGCUGCAUCAAUUAUACUACGUGGACCAAAUGAUUUCUAUUGUGAUGAGAUGGAGCGUUCUAUUCAUGAUGCCCUGUGUGCUGUUCAGCGUGUACUUGAAUCCAAAUCUGCUGUAGCUGGUGGUGGAGCAGUUGAAGCAGCUUUAUCUAUUUACUUAGAAAAUUUUGCUACAUCUUUGAGUUCCAGGGAACAACUGGCUAUUGCAGAAUUUGCACGCUCUUUAUUAGUUAUCCCUAAAACCUUAGCAAUUAAUGCUGCCCAGGAUGCUACAGAGUUAGUGGCUAAACUCAGAUCUUACCAUAAUGAAAGUCAAACAAGUAGUGAAAACGAUGUUUAUAAAUGGUACGGAUUAGAUUUAGAAGAAGGCGAAAUACGUGACAAUUUAAAAGCUGGUGUAUUAGAACCGGCUAUAUCUAAAAUUAAGUCAUUGAAAUUUGCAACAGAGGCUGCAAUAACUAUUCUCAGAAUAGAUGAUAUGAUUAAAUUAGAUCCCGAACAAAAAGCUGGCCGAGGAUAUCAACAAGCUUAUGAUGCUGGAGAACUUUAACUAAUUAACAUUAUUUGUGAAAAAAUUAACACUAGGUUACUAAUAUUUUUAAUACAUUUUGUAUGCUAUGUGAAAAA
Melanaphis sacchari is the source of this 1911-nucleotide messenger RNA. It is a transcript of the gene CCT1, whose product is annotated as T-complex protein 1 subunit alpha. The record is from RefSeq and is a predicted model, not a curated record. Lineage: Eukaryota; Metazoa; Arthropoda; Insecta; Hemiptera; Aphididae. Gene Ontology annotation, cellular component: chaperonin-containing T-complex. Gene Ontology annotation, biological process: protein folding. Gene Ontology annotation, molecular function: ATP binding; ATP hydrolysis activity; ATP-dependent protein folding chaperone. The transcript is spliced from 3 exons. The coding region runs from base 170 to 1834 and encodes 554 amino acids.